Messenger RNA from Neoarthrinium moseri, 249 nucleotides. RefSeq lists its product as uncharacterized. The record is from RefSeq and is a predicted model, not a curated record. The coding region runs from base 1 to 249 and encodes 82 amino acids. The transcript has a single exon. NCBI's taxonomy places the organism in Eukaryota, Fungi, Ascomycota, Sordariomycetes, Amphisphaeriales, Apiosporaceae.
AUGGCCGGCUUCGACUUCGCCACGGUCUACAGCGACUCGAGUUCCACACGAGGCUACUUCAACGGUAUUGCUGACGCCGCAGCGAUGCGCUGUAAGACGGGACAGUCGCACCUCUGGCGGGAAGAGAACAAACCGCGCGGCUGUGAUGGGCCCAACUGUCGCAACAAUCCAGGACGCCGUAACGGACGACUAAAGGCCGGGCAACUCGGCGGACCUGGUGGACGCACCGAAGAAUUUCGAGUGGGCUAA